AUGUCUGAGCGCGAUGGAUUUGGAGACGGGCUGUGCAGCGACGGAGCGCCGGACUGCAUGCCGCCCAGAGUGUCCCGUGGCCGGCGGAGUGGUGUCAUCCUCCCCGGUGGCGGCCAGGACACCGACACCAUCCUCCUGGAGUCGGUGAAAGCAGCACCGCGCCGGAGCAGCAUCAUUAAGGAUCCCUCAGUGCAGAAGAUGGGCGGAGGCAGAAAGAAGACUGUGUCCUUUAGCAGCAUGCCCUCAGAGAAAAAGGUAAGCAGUGCAGCAGACUGUUUGGCGUUCAUGCAAGGUGGAUGUGAACUGAAGAAGAUCAGACCCAACUCCAGGGUCUACUGUCGUUUCUAUACCCUGGAACAUGACCUGAGCUGCUUACGCUGGGAGCCGUCUAAGAAGGAUGCGGACCGGGCUCGACUGGAUGUCUCUAGCAUCCGGGAGGUCCGCACAGGGAAGAGCACUGAGACCUUCCUCCAUAAUGGUCCCCUCUCUGAACACCUGGCUGAGGAGGCAGCUUUCUCUAUCAUACAUGGGGAUGAUUACCAGACUCUGGACUUGGUAGCCUUGUCCGCAGAUGUGGCCAACAUUUGGGUGACAGGCCUUCGUUACUUGCUGGCUCACCCCUCUAUCAUUGGUGGGGCUGCAGGAUUUGGUGGAGGCGGAGGGCUGGGUGAAGGAGGGGGCGUGUCAGUAGAAGGAAGCCUGGGAAGCAAAAUGAGGAGUGAGUGGCUGAUAGCGGAGUUCGCUCAAGUUGAUGAAGACGGCUACGGCAUUGUGUCAGAGGAUGUGGCAGUUGCCACCAUCUGUAAACUGUGCCCUGGUAUCAAGGAAACCAAGGUACGUCUGCGUUUCAAGGAGAUCCAGCGCAGCAAGGAGAAGUUGACCUCCCAUGUGACAUGCGAGGAGUUCCAGGAGGCGUACUGCGAGCUUUGCACCCGGCCUGAUGUGUACUUCUUAUUGGUGCAACUGUCGAAGGACAGGGAGUGCCUGGACCCUCAUGACCUACGCCUCUUCUUGGAGACAGAGCAGGGUUUGUCUCUGGCUACAACCGAGGGCUGCUGGGAGCUCCUGAGGCGCUAUGAGCCCUCAGCCCAGGGAAAGGAGAGGGGGCUGUUGGGUCUGGAUGGAUUUGCCAGGUACCUGCAGUCCCCUGAGUGCCAACUACUUGACCCAGAGCACCUGGGGGUUUGCCAGGACAUGAACCUGCCUCUAUCUCACUAUUACAUCAGCACCUCGUACCGGUCCUACUUGCUGGAUGACCAGGUCCACGGGAGAGCAGACAUAGGAGGACUGAUCAAGGCCCUGCAGUCCGGCUGUCGAUGCCUGGAGCUGGGAGUGACUGAUGGCCCAGAGGGAGAACCUCUUCUUGGGGUUGACUAUGGUCCUGAAAUCCCUCGUCACCAUCAUCACCACCACCAUCACCACCAUCAUGCACCUGUCACUGUUCGCUCUGCUUUGGAGGUGGUCAAUAAGUACGCCUUCCUGACCUCUCAGUACCCACUCUUGGUGUACUUAUGCCAGCGUUGCUCCCCUGCCCAGCAGCACACCAUGGCACAACACCUAAAGAAGGUUUUUGGCUCCCGUCUUUACACUCCAGAGGCCCUACCUGUCAGCUUGGGAGGACGAGCCACAACCUUACCUUCCCCUGAACAGUUGAAGGGACGCGUCCUUAUAGUGGCGAAGAAGCUCCCUCCAGAGUAUGAAGGCUCUGAUGGGGAGAUAUCUGAGGAGGACGAGGAGAUAGGAGGAGGAGGGCCUUUGGCAGGACGUCGAAUGACCAUCCCGGGUGAGGAGGAACUGGGUGUGGUCUUGGUGGUGCCUCCACCCUCCCAACCCAGGAAGCUCCGCCUUCACAAAGAGCUGUCAGACCUGGUUGCCAUCGCUCGGACAGGCAGCCGCAGCUUCUACGCCCAAAGAGCGACUUACAAACAGGCUCAGCAGCAGUCACCACCGAGUAGUCCCUGCUCUCCCAGCACACCCAUGCCUCCCGAACUGCCCUAUUGGACACUGUGCUCCCUGGGUGAGGGAGAGGCAGGGCGGCUGACCAGUGAGAGCCCAGAGGACCUUGUUAUGUUCACCAAGCGCACCCUAACCAGGGUGCGGCCCAGCUCAGUGCGCCUGGACUCCAGUAACCCCAACCCACAAGGUUACUGGAAAGGAGGGGUCCAGCUCGUGGCCUUAAACCAGCAGACCCCUGGUGCCAUGCUGGACCUUCACAGAGGUCGCUUCUCACAGAACGGGGGGUGUGGUUAUGUUGUCCGACCUGCUGUAAUGAGGGAUGAGGUGUCGUAUUUCAGUGCCCACACACAGGGUUGCGUGCCAGGCGUGCCACCUCAGACUCUACGGAUUAAGGUUAUCAGUGCCCAUAACCUGCCUAAGCCUCAGGGAUCGGGGGCUAAGGGAGAGGUUAUUGACCCAUAUGUUGUUCUGGAGCUACAUGGUGUACCGGCUGACUGUGCUGAGCAGCGGACUCGCACUGCUGCACAGAACCAGGAUGAUCCACUGUUCGAUGAGACCUUCGAGUUUCAAGUAAACAUGCCAGAGCUGGCCUUGCUGCGCUUUGUGGUAUUAGAUGACGACUACAUCGGAGAUGAUUUCAUUGGCCAGUACAGCGUGGCCUUUGAGUGCCUUCAGCCUGGCUACCGCAAUGUCCCCCUGCUGGGCAUGGCAGGAGACCCCUUACCCCACACCAGCCUGUUUGUCCAUGUGGCGGUCACCAACCGGCGAGGAGGAGGGAAGGCCCAGCGUCGAGGUCUGUCAGUGAGGAGGGUGGGGCGGCGGGGGAGAGAGUACGUCACGCUGAGGCACACGGGCAUCAAGGUGGUGGAUGAGACUUUCAAACAGGCUAGUGCCCCUCUCAAGGAAGUGACGGACCUGCGGGAGGAAGCUCAGAGCACCACCGCCAGUUUCAAAGAGCAGUGUGGGCUCCCCACGGUGGCUAAACUGAAGCAGUGCAUCCAGAGCCUGGCCACAAGGCUGCAGAGCCCUGAGGGCACCAUGGGUGCCACCAUGGUGCUGAAGGAGGGCUACCCAUGUCUGGAGCCCCUGGUCAACCCGUCAGAGCCAACACGCAAACUGCUUUCUGCCUACGACAUGAUGAUUGCCGCCCAGAAACAGCUGAUUGAGAACGCAGACGGUGUUCAGGAGAGGAUUGCGCAGGUGCAGAGAGAAGGCAUGGUCUUCCAUGAGGAGCUUCCUCGGCUCGGGGAGAAGGAGGGAUUGAAAGGACGCAAGCAAAAUAAAGCAGUGGAGAGUUUUACCUGGAACAUCACUGUGCUGAAGGGUCAGGGCGAUCUGUUGCGGGGAGCCAAGAUGGAUUCUCUGGAUGCUCUGAGGCAGCUAGCUCUGGCCUGUGAAGCCUCCGGACUUACCUCCCCCUCCUCUUCCUCCAACUCAUCAUCCUCCACUUUCUCCACGGCCGAGCUGCACUACUCCUCCCACCCACUGGCUGCCCGCCGAAGCAGCACACAUGGCAACGGACGCAUCUGACAGCCCCCUGGGUCCAGCACGCUGCAAGAUUAAAAGGGAGUGGACAGAGUAAUUACAGAGGAUAACAGAGACGAGGAGAUAUGACAGAGAGAAAGACAGAGAGAAAAAAGGAAAAAGCUGGGUGUAAAAAGCCCCAGAGGAGACAGAGGAUUUUCUUUCUGGCAGAGUGUAUCCCUUUAUUCAGUGCAGUGAGCGUCUAGACUAGGCAAGACCAGAGCAGUAUAUCUGUUAAAGCCUUACAGUGAGUUCAUCAAUUUGUCAGUGAAGGUCCAGCCUGCAGAGAGGCCUUUCAUGAAUGUUGUAACUCCGUGGGUGGGAAGGCAAAGAAAGACACUCCACACGGGGACUUGAACUAUUGAUGAUUUCCCCCCCCCAACCCUAGAGAACACAUUGCAACCCAGCGACUUUCCCUCUUUAGAGAGGAAAUCGUUGACACCUGAAUAAUUUGUGACGACGGGGCUGUCGUGAAGCAGAUGAUUACGGCCCUGCUGGAGUUUUCUUUUAGAAGUGCAACAGAAUGCAGAAUGGGGGGAAUGUAGA
This is a messenger RNA of Scomber scombrus (Atlantic mackerel), 4026 nucleotides long. It is a transcript of the gene plcl1, whose product is annotated as phospholipase C like 1. NCBI's taxonomy places the organism in Eukaryota, Metazoa, Chordata, Actinopteri, Scombriformes, Scombridae. Bases 1 to 3486 code for a protein of 1161 amino acids. The transcript has 12 exons. The record is from RefSeq and is a predicted model, not a curated record. Gene Ontology annotation, biological process: intracellular signal transduction; lipid metabolic process. Gene Ontology annotation, molecular function: phosphatidylinositol-4,5-bisphosphate phospholipase C activity.